GGAAGGCAAGGGCGGCACACGCUCGCCGGGCCCCCGCCUGCGAGCCGCGGCCGCCCCGGGCGCGGGCAGGGCCGCGUGCCCGGCGGGAGGCACCGGCACGGCCCGGAGGUGCCGGGCCCGCUCGCCGCCGGGGCGGGGAGGCCGCGGGGCCGGCAGGUGUCGGGCCCCGCUCGCCCCACGCCGCGGGGAAGCAGCGCCAUGUCCGCUCCCGCUGGGCGACGUCCGUGCCGGGUUUUGCACCUUGUCCCCGGGUCUGCCUCACGGCCCCGAGCAGCCGCCGCUGCCGCCGCCGCCGCCGCCGCUGCGGUGUUUACUGAGCGCUCCUGUCCUGAUAUCACUCCGCUGGCAUGGAGGAGGAGGAGGUGGAGGAGGAGAGCAUUUGAUCAUUGUGAUGGUGGCAGGAGGAGCAGCAGCCAGCACGACAGAGCAAAGCGCUAGGCUGUAUCAGCUCAGCGUUUGGCAGAGACUUCAGAGCGCUACUUUUUUUUUUUUUUUUUUUUUUUCCCUUUUUCCUUUUUUCCUCUCCAGCUCGGUCCGGAUUGUUUAUGUGUUUACUUCCCCCAGCCCGAGGAUUUGAAAUGCAACUGAGCAGCCAAAGUACUUUACGAACACGGUGCGGCAUAAACACCAAAACUUUUUUCUAGAAGGAAAAUACAAUAAGCAAGCGGCUUUGCCUGUCUUUUGAUGCCGUGGAGUGAGAGUGAGUGUGCCGUGUGUACCCAGCGUGUGCCUGUGCUCGGAUGUGUGUGCGUGUGAGCGGGCGUGUGUGUGUGUGCAUGUGGAGGGGCGCGUGUUUCUCCUCAUCCAUGGGGAGACAAGGCUUUUGGCAAAAUCUCCGGAAAUCUCGUGGAAUCUGUUUUGAAAUAAUGGAUUAUAAAAAAGAAAGAGGUGGAAAGGAACUGGUCUGAUAUCUCCUGGAGUUUGCUAAUCCGAACUGCUGCUGCUUAGUUUGUUGUGCCUUUUUUGUGUGUGUGUGUGUUGGUUAUGUUGCUGCCGAUAACCUUUUAGCACCUUCUCUAUUUCCCUCCCCCCUUCCCUCUCUCUUUUUAAUGUUUUGGAGCUUCUCGAGAGGGAUUGGCUGGGGGAAAAGAGAAACAUUUGCUUGGGAUCGCUGUUUCCCUGAUACAUGAUGGUGCCCCUUCACCCCCCCCUGCCCGGUUCUCUAAAAAGUAUCCCGUCAGGACCCCAGAGGAGACUGUAUGUGUGAAGUGUAGGAUAAAAAGUUCUUCCAAAACAGUGUGCACGGGGACGAGGAUGGGGGAUUUUGCAGCCCCCGCUGCCGCCGCGAAUGGCAGCAGUAUUUGCAUCAACAAUAACCUGAAGAGCAGCCUCGGCGGGGCCGGUAUCGGGGUUACCAGCACUCCCCACGGCCCUCCUGCCGCCGCUCCCGGUAACAAUAACGCCGGCAGCGGCGGCAUUCCCAAGCACAGCACGGUGGUGGAGCGGCUGAGGCAGCGCAUCGAGGGCUGCCGGCGGCACCAUGUCAACUGCGAGAGCAGGUACCAGCAAGCCCAGGCGGAGCAGCUGGAGCUGGAGCGCAGGGACACGGUGAGCCUCUACCAGCGGACCCUGGAGCAGAGGGCCAAGAAGACGGGCACCGUCGGCGGCAGCGGCAGCAGCAGCAGCAGCAAGCAACAGCACCAGAGCAAACAGCAGCAAGAUGCUGAGCCCGCCACGGCGGAGCAGAGGAACCACACGCUGAUCAUGCUUCAAGAGACAGUCAAAAGGAAGUUGGAAGGCGCACGUUCACCUCUCAAUGGAGAACAGCAGAAUGGAGUUUGUGAUGGGAACUUUUCUCCAACCAGCAAGCGGACACGCAAGGAUGUGCCAGGCAUUGAGGCAAUCAACAGCUUGCCCAUUAAUUUGCCUUUGCCUGCUGUUUCUCCUCUUCACCAGCUUGACAUGAAAGCUCCUCUGCUCCUGCAGAACAGUGGAACCCACAAGAGUGGUGUCGAAGACUUGGGUGAAAAUGGUGGGCUUUCUGAGAUAAAGCUCCCUGUUAAUGGCUGCAGUGAGCUGGAUGAUAGUUUUAACAUCCUGCACAACAAGGAACUAAAGCAAGAGCCUCUGGAUGACUCCAACUGCAUAGACACUUCUGAAACAUCUCUUUCAAAUCAGAACAAGCUCUUCUCAGACAUUAACCUAAAUGAUCAGGAGUGGCAGGAGCUUAUAGAUGAGCUGGCAAACACCGUCCCAGAAGAUGAUAUACAGGAUUUGUUCAAUGAAGACUUUGAAGAGAAGAAGGAGCCCGAAUUUCCCAGGCCUGCCACAGAGACUCAGGAGAGUGCGAGCGUAAAAAGUGAUCCAUCCCAUUCUCCAUUUGCUCAUGUUCCAUUGGGGUCUCCCCAGGUCAGACCAUCUUCUUCUGGUCCUCCAUUUUCCAACAUCUCCUCAGGCUCCAGCGUUGCUUCUGCAUCCAGCGCACCGCUGGCCCCAGUCCCUGCUGGAUCACCAGCAAACUGUGUUGUCCAGUCCCCUCAGACUCCCAGCCAGGCCCACACUCCUGGACAGACACAGGCGCGCUCUGGGAAUGGCUUCCUCAUGAACCUGGCAUCGGCUGUGGCAGGAUCGGGGCCUGGGCCGGUGGCCCUGCCUAGUGCCGACCUGUCCCCAGCUGAGCAGCUCAAGCAGAUGGCAGCCCAGCAGCAGCAAAGAGCCAAGCUCAUGCAGCAGAAGCAGCAACAGCACCCAAAUCAGCCCUCAAGCUGGUCACCAGUGGGGCCUCCAUCUAGUCCCUAUGGAGGACCCUUCAGUGCAGACAAACCAAAUAGUCCAAUGGUAUAUUCUCAAGCCUUUAACAACCAAAACCCUAUAGUGCCUCCUAUGGCAAACAAUCCCCAGAAGACCACAAUUAAUAACUACCUCCCUCAAAAUCACAUGAACAUGAUCAGUCAGCAGCCAAAUAAUUUGGUCACAAACUCCUUGGGAAAACAGCCCAAUAUGCUUUCUUAUGGCAACACCAAACCUCUGACGCAUUUCAAUACGGAGCUGAGUCAGAUGAUGAGCCCAGCAAUGGCAAAUCCCGGGAAGAACACCAUGAUGCCGUACAUCCAGCAGCAGCAGUCCCAGCAGACGCAGAUGCCAGCUCAGGUGGCACACCUGAGCGAGGAGCAGAAACGCCUGCUCAUCAUGAAGCAGAAAGGAAUGAUAAAUCAGCCCAUGGGAUAUGCAACGCUCCCUGCCCUCGGCCAGGAGCACCAGGUGGGAUUGUCAGGGCCCAUGGGGCCCAUGCAGCCUUCCGUGCCAGCGGGCUCCAGCAGCGCAGUCACCGGCAGCAGCUCUGGGGGGCACUUCCUCGGGAGCCAGCCCCAGGCAGCCAUCGUGAAGCAGAUGCUGAUCGAGCAGAGAGCACAGCUCCAUGUGAUGGAGCAGCAGAAACAGCAGUUUCUCCGAGAGCAGAGGCAGCAGCAGAUCUUAGCGGAGCAGCAGAUGCAGCAGCAGUCACAUUUGCCUCGGCAGCAUCUGCAUCAACAGCGAAGCCCGUAUCCAGUGCAACAGGUCAAUCAAUUCCAAGGUUCGCCCCAGGAUAUAGUGGCUGUGAGAAACCAGGUAGCACUCCAGAGCAUGAGGACAUCCCGAAUGAUGGCCCAGAACGCGAGCAUGAUGGCCAUGGGUCCCUCCCAGACCUCGAGCACGCUGCUCACCACAGCAGGCCAGUCGGAUAUGGGCAUGACUCCCUACAGCAAUGCCUCUUCCAGCCAGCCAGGAAUGUACAGCAUGAGCACGGGGAUGAGCCAAAUGUUGCAGCACCCAAACCAAAGUGGCAUGAACAUGGCACAGAGCACGGGCCAGGGAACAAGGCAGCCUGCCUCUGGACAAGCAGUGGGAAUGGUUGGCAGUUUUGGUCAGAACAUGCUGGUAAACUCUGCUCUUCCCCAGCAUCAGCAGCAGACAAAAGGACCUGUGGGCCAGGUCUUGCCAAGGCCACAAGCACCACGACUUCAAAACCUGACAGGGACUGUCCCUCAAGGAACACAAAACUGGCAGCAGCGAGGCUUGCAAGGCAUACCUGGAAGGACUAGUAGUGAAAUGGGGCCCUUCAACAACGGCACCACGUAUGCAAUGCCAUCUGGGCAGCCACGGCUGUCCAAGCAGCACUUCCCACAGGGCCUCAAUCAGACAGUUGUGGACACAAGUGGGACAGUGAGAGCCGUGAACCCAGCGCUGGGGAGGCAGUUGCUGCAACCACUGCCUGGGCAACAGGCAGCCAGCCAGGCCAGGACAAUGGCGAUGCCAGGAAUAAGCCAAGGGGUCCCUGCCAUGUCAGGCUUCAAUCAGCCCCAAAUGGCAGGUGGUGCCUUUGCUCAGAGCAGCCAAGGUCAGGCCUAUGAGAGGAAUCCCACCCAGGACAUAUCUUACAACUACAGUAAUGGAGGAGCAGGGGGGUCAUUCUCCAAUUUAGCAGAGGGCACAGAUCUUGUGGACUCCAUUAUUAAAAGUGGACCAGGGGAUGAGUGGAUUCAAGAACUUGAUGAGUUGUUUGGAAACCCCCAGUGAAUGGGAUUGUAUAGUCUGGAGUUUUGGUUAUGUUUCGUUAUGUUUGAGCAAGCAAAGAGGAAGUCAGAUGUUCUACUCAUCCCUGGAUUGUUGGUUAUUGUUUGUGUUAGUUUGGUUUGGGGUUAUUUCGUUUUCUUCUGUUUUUAAUUGUGCAAACCAAGCUGAUCUGUAGCCAACUUUGGAAGAUUCAGGGGAUGAUGAAAACAUCAGCAUCCCAAAACUGUCAUCAAGCAAUCUUUGCUGUGCAGCAGCACCCACUCUGUGUGUGUGUGUGUGUGGCAGAAUGGAGAAACUGGAAAAGCCAGCUGAUGCAUCUGGCUGGGAAUAUUUGUUCUUCCCCACUUAAAACAAGGUUUCAUUGCACAGUGGUGAGGGGUGGUCCCGGUAUGUCCCACCUUACAUGACUGUGCACAUUGCAGCUUCCAGGGAAGCAGAUGGAAGAGCUGGGAGCAAAGCCUACAGAUAUUCAGGGGUGAUUGCAACGGCUCUGGUCAGAAACAUGCUUAAGCCCAGGGCCAAGCAGGUCUGGGAGAGCCAUGGCCAGGCCAGUGGGGCUGGCUGUGGUCUGUCCUAAGGGAAUGCACAACACUCACAUGACAAACCUAAACAAUCACAGGGAAGUCACCGUUUUCACUGCAGAGUGAUAAACCCCACUACAAGUGCAGAAGAACAUAAAUUAGGCAGCGUUGUGAAGGCAGAUUGAUUAUGUGACUGCUGCUGGAGACAGCCUAGUACUGGGUUAACUUAAUGAACUGCUUAGUCCCCUUGGGACUUGAAAUAGUGCUUCCCAAGUCAGAGCACUUGGCAUGGCCCUGCUGCCUGGAGUGUUGAAGGCUGAGAGGUACCAAGAGACAUUAGCAGAGCUGGUCCCUCCCUCUCCUUCCUCCCCAGGGUGUUCUCAGUUCACUCCCUUCUCCUCUUGUUCCUUCAGUGUAAAGCAAGCUGAGGUGGCUGCACUUUUUUUUUCAGGCAAGCCACAAAGGGCCAGGCAGGGGAGGAUAAAACAGGAGAAAACAUACAGUGAGGGUUUGGCACACAGGAAGAGUUUCUCCUCCCUUCUUGAAAAGCCCAGGUUUGGCAGGUAGUAUUACUCCAGGGUGUCUGUGAUAUGUUCAGUUUUAAACAGAUGUUUGGUCUAAUCUCUCUGGUUUGCUGGAAUAAAAUUCACUGCAGUAUUUGAAGAACAGGAGUCAGUGAAGGACUACUGUAAAGAACAUUAAAUGAGUGAGUAAAAUAAUUGCUAUUGUAAGCAUGGGAUCUGCCCAAAUAAGGUUUUAGGUAAUAGGGAUGUAUCACUAUCUCCACUGUAUGGACCAGUGCUGAGCAGCCCUGUGAUGAAGUUGUGACAGAUCUCACACAAUACUGAAGUCACCAGCCAUUCUGAGCGUGUACAGCAGCGUUCCCAAACCUGGAAGUUAUUUGGGAACCCUGCAGUUGGAGGCUGUUUUCUGGAACUUAUUACCUCUUUAGUGUUUUCAGCUGAGAGCUGCUUAUCAGGUUAUAUAGUUGUGCAUAUAAAAAUGUUACCAUGACCCACAGUCCAGAGCUUUAGCACCCUCUGGCCUAGCGCUGGCCUCUGAGAGCCAUGAGUCAUGCUCUGCAGCAGGGUGCUAGUGCCAGUCCCAAUUCCCCAGCUCCUGAUCACCUCCUUUUGUGCUGUCCUCCCUGGGCCCAGUGAUGCUAAGUGCUGAGCCCCUGAAUUCCAUGGAGGCUGAAGGCCUUGGCACUUGGUCCUGCCUUUCCCCGUGGAGCACAGACACACAUCACAUUAAACGGGGAGAGCAAAUGAGUCUGGAACCAUCUCAGUGCCCCAUGAGGCUCCCUUUUGAGCAAUUUCCCUUGGUGGGCUUGCCUGGUGGGGAGAAUUACCUGUUCUAAAUGCUGCGAUGCAGCAGGACAAGCUGCAUUUUUAAUGUGCUAAAGGUGAGCCAUCAAUCCAACCUGCCCUGACUGCUACAUUUUUAAAAAUGGCUUUAAUCUAAUCUCUUUUAGCUGACCCCUUUUUAAAACACAGCACAAGGGCCAAUUCCAGCUCCUGCUGAGGAUGAUGAGCAUGAUUAGCAUGCCUGCUGCUUCAGUAGGAGCCAGGUUGGGCCCUAAUUCAGUGAAAAGGAGCACCAGCCAAAGUUUUUGGUUCAUCCACCACACAGCAGGCAAUGCAAGCUGGUGUGCAUUGGGGAGACACAGGCCUUGGUGGUAAAUGGUGGUCAAGACGAGUCUCUGUUGUCUUUGUAAAGCUUCCUCCAAAUACUCCAUACUGGGAUCAAGUACUAGAGAACAGAUUUUAUUAGAUUUGGGUUGAUUGGGGUUUUUUUCCUUUCUUACUAUGGUGCUGAUGUAUAUGUAAUGUUUUAAAAAAAGUCAUUUGUAAAUAUGUUUUUACAAUUCUAUAGAUAUCACUGGGUCUACUAUCUGUAAAAUAUAUACAUAUAAAUAUAUAUAUAUAAAUAUAUAUAUAUAUAUAUAUACUGUUUGUUUAAAAUAGAGUAUUUUUAUUUCAUUCCUUGACUCAUCCUUACUGCGGUGGUAUUGCACUUCAGAUGACAUCUAAUUAUUAAUUUGUACUGUAUCCCUGACAGCAACUUGCUCCAUUUUAUUCAGAUUUUUCUAGUUUUCUGGUUUUACUUUGUACAUUGAGCAUUGAUUAUUUCCUUUUAAGACCUGUACAGAGUCUGAAAAUGUAGAAAAAUACCUGGUGUUGCUUUUAAAGAAAAAGAAACAAAACAAGAACAAACAAAACAAAACAAGACAAAAAACCAACCAAACAAAUAAAAGAUGGUUAUAUGAGUCAUA
Passer domesticus (house sparrow) is the source of this 7290-nucleotide messenger RNA. It is a transcript of the gene MAML3, whose product is annotated as mastermind like transcriptional coactivator 3. Bases 1255 to 4497 code for a protein of 1080 amino acids. The record is from RefSeq and is a predicted model, not a curated record. The transcript has 5 exons. Gene Ontology annotation, molecular function: transcription coactivator activity. Gene Ontology annotation, cellular component: nucleoplasm; nuclear speck. Lineage: Eukaryota; Metazoa; Chordata; Aves; Passeriformes; Passeridae. Gene Ontology annotation, biological process: positive regulation of transcription of Notch receptor target; Notch signaling pathway.